GGGUUGUUUUUCCAGUAACUUGGAUCUUUCGAAGCACCUCCUUGCCUAAUGCCAUGAAUAUUGCAGUGAACAAUGUGGAAGAAAAAGCUGUCCAUUCCUGGUCGAGAAUUUCCUCUGCGGGACAGAAAGUGCUGGAGGAAGCUCUCCGAGUCUUCAACCCGAUGUCUAAGGACCUCUCAGACACGGAGACCCAGCUGGUGGCAUUUAUUCAGAGCCUCAAGGAGGAGGGCUACCAGCCCACGAUUCUGAGGAGUAAAGAUGUGUAUGGUUACAGUUCCUGUACAGCAGACACCCCUAAGCAAACCAAAGGGAGCACGCAGCGGGUUCCCACCGCCGCCACAGCCACGUCUGACCCUGCUAAAGCUCCAGCUCGGAGCACUGCAGCUGUGACAAAGGUGUCUCCGUCAGCCACGGGCGUUUCGGUGACCUCCAAGGUCUCUGCUAAACCUGCCUCUAAGGCGAGUUCCACAAACCUGCUGCUGAACUCCCUCAAGCAGACGAGGUCUGGCACGUCCAAGGCCUCGGCAGUAGGUUUUCCUGCCAACAUGUAUCCCGAGGUGUAUCCAGCAAUGAGACUGUCUGUGGUUCUGGAAGCCCUGGUGCCUCUCAAAGCCACCGCGUCCUGCUUGGAAUCCAAGUGCAAACAGGGACGUCUGGGAAUCUCGCCCUCGGACCUUAAACUCCUGCAGGCUUCGAGCCCACCAAGGGAGUCUUCCUCGGGCAAGGCCUCUAAAACAAAAGAAACGAAGGGGAGUAAGCGCUUGAUGAGGAGGAAAGCACCAGAUCCCACCAGCCUCGCGCUGAACCUUCUGAAGGGACCAAAGGGCGGCGUGCUGCAGGAGAGCAACGCUUGCAAAGCCUCGGGCGUCCUCAACGGGAGAGUCACAGGGAGCUCCUCCCAAGGCGGCACCGGCACAACGCAGCCCAAGGCUUUGAAAAUCAAAGCUAAGGAGGCUCCCGUGGGGAAGACGGAGUGGAAGGACAGCAGCAGCCACCAGGAGACUGUCGGACCGAAGAGGAAAAGAGCUGCAGAGGUGAGAGAAGCGCCGCAGCAGAAGAGAGCAAAUACCAUUCCUGUCCCAAAUAAACCUCAGCAGGCUCAGAGCACUUUGAAUUUGCUGAAAUUCCAAGCAAUCAAGGUGGACAACUCUUCCGAUGACGAAGUGAGGAGGAGAGCACAGAAAAUUCUUAGGGUCAACCUGUCCCCCGUGAUCCGAAUUCAGCCCUUGUCUCAUUCUCACAGUGUCCCCUGAAUUUCUUCACUUUGUCACUUCUUUUUUUCUGUAAGUAUGAGCCAGGCGCCAGAAUGCAGAGAAAUUUCAGAGCAACUUUGGAUCUCUAGGUGACCACACGUCGACUUAACACCUGCAGAUGGAGCAGUCCGCUGUUUCUGGCUGUUUCUACCAGUGCUGUGCAGAGCAUAAGGACGAAGCCACGUUUACGAGGACGGCAUGGGCACUCCUUGCCCCCGGCAAGCCGAGCAGGUCAAAGCGUUCGCUUUCUGCGGGGUCUUUUCGGAACGUGCCAGGCUGUGCUCUCGUGCAGAGGGAGAACACGCGACUUUCUCGUGACAUUGAUGCACUGUGACAUUUGCUCUUUUUCAAGCUGUACAUGUACUGGGUUUAUUUUGAUCAAAUUUUAUAACUUUAUUAUCUAUAUAGCUAUAUAACUAUAUAUGUGCAUAUUGCCCAGCACCUGUGGGAAGAUGCACUUCCUCCACCCCUCUGGGAUUGGGUUCAAUAGCUUUUGCUCCCCUUCCCCUUCAGCCAGUCUUUUGUUGAAAGGUGCCAGGAUUUCUUUGUGAUUCAGUGUUGCGACGGUCUGGUCUGGGCUCUCUCCAGCAGCUCAGAAGCAGGCAGAGUUCCAGCCACUUGUUUGACUCCAAAAACGCCAUGCCAUUCUGGAGAAAGACCAGCUGAUAGUUGAGUAUUGUUUUAAUUGUACUUUUGGUAUUACCACCGCACAGAAGCAGGGGGUGUUGCUGGGCUGUUGCCUGCAGGUCUGCCUGACACUUCCAGGUGCCUCCUCCGUUUGUUGGUAGCAGAAGCUCUGAACUCGUCCUACAGGUUUGGCCCCAAAGAGCAGUUCUGUUUUAGAUCCCAGUGCUGUUUUGCUCCCUUGUCCCGCGGGUGCAAAUUUAGAAAAUGAACUUGUGACUGUUGCCAGUUUAAGAGCUGGGACUGUUAAUAGCAAUUACUGUCUCUUUCCUGCCCACAAAUGAAGCGUUUUGCAGUUGCUGAAUGUUUCAGGAGCAGAUUUUUGGUGCCAGUAGAGAGGAGGCCUGCUGUGCUAGAAGGUAUUAGAUACAUCCUGCCUCUCCCUGGGUU
Nothoprocta perdicaria is the source of this 2327-nucleotide messenger RNA. It is a transcript of the gene CCDC71, whose product is annotated as coiled-coil domain containing 71. The transcript has a single exon. Bases 54 to 1253 code for a protein of 399 amino acids. NCBI's taxonomy places the organism in Eukaryota, Metazoa, Chordata, Aves, Tinamiformes, Tinamidae. The record is from RefSeq and is a predicted model, not a curated record.